CAGCGAAAAUGGUUCUCAUUGUUGCUCUUCUGGUCCUUUUUUGCUUUUUAACGGCUGUUCCUGCAGCUCUUGACCCAAAACUCACUGGAACCUGGGCGACAAAGUCGAGGAAGGUUGUCACCGGCCCUGCGUUUUACGAUCCUGCGGAAGAUAGAUUCCAGGAACCAGAAAACACAGGCAUCUCUUACUCUUUCACCGAAGAUGGAUACUUCGAAGAAGCGUAUUUCCGCGCCAUUCCUAACCCAACCAAGCCCUCAUGUGCCUCAGCGAUGAUGCAAUUUCAGCAUGGAAAGUACAGCGUGGAAUCCAACGGCUCACUCGUUUUGACUCCAUUCGCGGUCGACGGUCGUCAGCUAAUUUCGAGUCCGUGCAAGAGCGAGGGCUCGAUGUAUUUCCGAUUCAAUCAGACAGAGGUUUUCAAGCGAUACGAGGUGCUAACUGACCCCUUCCACAACGUCAAACGCCUCAAUCUUUACCAGUUUGACGGAACACCUAUGAACCCGAUGUUUCUGGUUUUCGAUCCGCCGCAAAUGCUUCCAACCGAAACCCUGAACCCAACAGCUCAAGCUGGUGCUACCGGUAGAAGUAAGGCUAAGCGGGGCCUGCCAUAUGGAGGCGGGAUGGCCAGUUCACGCAAUAAGCGUCCUUCUACGCAAGUGGGCGGACUCACAGAUCCCGAUAAAUGGUGGUGGGCUGGUGUUAUUAUGACCCUCGUUGGAGGCGUCGCGUUUCUUUACUCAGAAAGCCCAUGGAAAGAUUGGUAAACGACAUCAUCCUGGAUUUCUCGAUAAUUGGGCCUGCAUCUUGGUAUAGAUGGGCGUUUAGGGAAGCGGAAGGAGUUAUGGCAUGAUAUCCGGAAGGAAAUUUGGCUUGGGUGGACUGUCUGAUGUCCUGCGGUGUUUUGCGAAGCCAAUCUUGCUGGAAUAUAUCCUUCUAUUUUUCGAUUGUUUGGUGCUUCGAGACAAUUAAGGAAUCGAAUAUCUGCUCCUUGUGUUUACCUUUAUCAUAUUGUGUUGCCCUGUGGCAAAAUAAGGGACGUGAUUUCGUACCUCG
Molecule: messenger RNA, 1053 nt
Organism: Coccidioides posadasii C735 delta SOWgp
Lineage: Eukaryota; Fungi; Ascomycota; Eurotiomycetes; Onygenales; Onygenaceae
Gene: ROT1
Product: Reversal of tor2 lethality
Biological process (GO): 'de novo' protein folding
Cellular component (GO): endoplasmic reticulum; endoplasmic reticulum membrane
Source: RefSeq, a predicted model, not a curated record